Messenger RNA from Lolium rigidum, 1592 nucleotides. RefSeq names its product CCR4-NOT transcription complex subunit 9-like. Gene Ontology annotation, cellular component: CCR4-NOT core complex; P-body; CCR4-NOT complex. The transcript is spliced from 9 exons. Lineage: Eukaryota; Viridiplantae; Streptophyta; Magnoliopsida; Poales; Poaceae. Gene Ontology annotation, biological process: mRNA catabolic process; negative regulation of translation. The coding region runs from base 102 to 1175 and encodes 357 amino acids. The record is from RefSeq and is a predicted model, not a curated record.
CUCGUAGCAUACCUCUUGCAGACACUUCUCCACCUCCUCCUCGACCUCGGUCGCUCUUCUUGCCUCAAGCCACUGCCCCCGCCGCUUCCCCUCCCGCACCAAUGGCGAAUCUGCCGCCUUCGCUCUCCGUCGGGCCCUCCUUCGGCGCGCCCUCCCCACCACCUCCGCCGCCCUCGUCCUCGUCCGCCGCCGCCAACGCCGCCGCCAACGCCGCUGCCGGAGGGAGGGACCGCAAGAUGGUGUCCGCGGAGCAGCUCGUGCUCGACCUCUGCGACCCGGAGCUGCGCGAGAACGCUCUCCUCGACCUCUCCAAGAAGCGAGAGAUUUUCCAAGAUCUGGCUCCACUCCUGUGGCACUCCUUUGGCACAGUUGCUGCACUACUCCAGGAGAUUGUUUCAAUCUACCCUUCACUUUCACCCCCGACUUUGUCGCCAGUUGCAUCAAACCGUGUCUGCAAUGCACUUGCACUUCUCCAGUGCGUUGCUUCACACCCUGAUACCAGGAUACCUUUCCUGAAUGCUCACAUCCCACUGUACCUGUACCCGUUCCUGAAUACUACCAGCAAGACAAGGCCAUUUGAGUACUUGAGGCUUACCAGCUUGGGUGUCAUUGGUGCUCUUGUGAAGGUUGAUGAUUCUGAAGUAAUUGGAUUUCUGCUUCAAACUGAAAUAAUUCCUCUUUGUCUGCGUACUAUGGAGAUGGGCAGUGAACUUUCCAAAACAGUGGCCACCUUUAUUGUUCAGAAGAUCCUGCUUGAUGACAUUGGGCUGCGCUACAUUUGCGCAACUGCCGAGCGUUUCUUCGCUGUGGCCACUGUCUUAGCUCAGAUGGUCCAGGCACUGGCUGAACAGCCCUCUGCAAGGCUGCUGAAGCACAUAAUCCGCUGCUACCUGAGGCUGACAGAGAACGCGAGGGCAUGUGCUGCGCUCAACAGCUGCCUCCCCACCGUGCUGAAAGAUGGGACCUUCAACUCCUUCCUCCAGCAGGACGAUCACGUGACUAGGCGCUGGCUCCAGCAGCUGCUGCACAACAUGACUGUGGCCGGGAUGGCCGGAGGAAGCUCUCAUGCCGGCGGCAUGGGGGUAGGCCCUGCUGGCAUGGGGGGCGGGAGCUCCCACGGCGGCAUGGGUGGAGGUGGCCCUCACGCGGGCCUCGACCACCUCAUGGGGCUGUGAAUGAAGGAAUGAAGCUUGCGUCCGCACCGCAGAAGACUCAUCCAAGGCCCCCAAGGGUACUAGGGUGCGUGUUCGAGAGUCUGAAAACCUUUGCCGUGCGGCGCUGUCUAUGUGUCUGUUGUAGUCGUCCCUGUCGUCGUACCUAGCUCCGUGUUGUCUGUAGCGUCUGUCGGUGUCGUUCAAAAGAAGAAUAGCUUCUGCCCUUCGCGGGGGGAAGAAGAAGGUAUGGUCCUAGUAUUGGGGUACUGUGUGUUUCCCUGGCCUUGGUUACAUAGCCUGUCUAGGGUGUACAAAGACAAAUAAGCCUGUGCAGCAGAGCUGCCCCCCUGCUCCUGGCAAAAUGUCCCAAGGAUGGUCAGGGGGUAGUCGUCAAAGUGAACCGUGUCAGUCUAUACAAUAAGGAAAACUUUGUGGUCA